This is a messenger RNA of Aspergillus fumigatus Af293, 1182 nucleotides long. NCBI's taxonomy places the organism in Eukaryota, Fungi, Ascomycota, Eurotiomycetes, Eurotiales, Aspergillaceae. The record is from RefSeq and is a predicted model, not a curated record.
AUGGGCAUCAACAAGCAUCCUUUAGCUGCUAGUUUCCCCCAAGCAACUGGCCAGCCAUCACUGCUUGGCGACCCAGCAGAUCUCGCAUCUGUAUGUCUGUCUGCGGAUUGCCCCACGAGGAUCGAGGACUGGCUAUAUUCAGAUCGACCGCAACUUGUCAUUGAUGUGGUGUUGUUUGGUGAUGCAACCUUGUUGACUGUCACUUUCAUGCACACUCUCAUGGAUGCUAUGGGUCUUUCAAGUUUUCUAAAGGCGUGGACUGCUGUCAUGAAUGGCCGAGAAGACCAAGUCCCAACCUUUCAGCAGAUUGGGGAAGACCCGGCGGCGCGCUUUACCGACAGAACCCCAGCCGGCACCUAUGUGAACAGCUCCUUUCUCCUAACCGGGGUUCGCCUCUUAGGUUUCAUUGCCAGCUACCUCUUCGAGCUCGUCUGGCACCGUGGCCAAAAUGAACGCGUAAUCUGCAUCCCAGGACGAUGUGUCGACGAGAUGCGGGAGCAGGCAUUGCACGAGCUAGCCCAGCAAAAUAAGGAAGGGCCUGCUCCAUUCCUUAGUGAAAGUGACGUACUUCUAGCGUGGUGGCUCAAGGCCUUAAUAAAGGCCCUAAAUUCCUCUCCCAACCGCUUGGUGUCCCUCUUGAACGUGUUCGACAUCCGUUCAACUGCCCUCCAGGAAUCAUCAUCCACAAACACAGCCUUCAUCACAAACGCUGCCCUUCCAGCAAUCACCUUUCUUCGCACAAAGGAGAUUCUUCGCGAACCAGUCAGCUUCAUAGCCUCCCACAUCCGCCACUCGCUCGUCCAACAACGCACUCUAUCCCAGAUCGAAGCGUUCUUUGCUUUUGACAAAUCCGCAUCUGAGAAAUAUCCACCGGUGUUUGGCGAACCUACCUCCGUUCUCGUCUGCUGUAGCAACUGGCACCGAGGUCGGUUUUUUGAAGUAGACUUCUCCUCUGCAGUUCUUGCACCAGGCAUUCCGCUCCAUGACCGUGUGCAUCCGCUGGGCAGGCCAUCGUGCGUGAUCCCUACCCAUCAUUCGGGUGGGCUUUCCUUGCGCAACGUGGGGCCCAUCAUUGGCAAGGAUGCAAGUGGGAACUGGUGGCUAUCAUGCACCGUGAGGACAAGUGCCUGGGUUGGCAUUGAACAGGAACUGAAUGCCCUGGGUGCAAAAAAGACCCAGUGA